AUGUCUACCAAGCAGGAUCUGUAUACUCUACAACGCAUGGAUCCACCGAAUCAGAAAGCGAUUUAUCCCUUGAAUUCAAAAAAAUCGGAGACGGGAAUCGGGAUUCCCAAAGAUUGGAGAUAUUAUCAAGUCCGUCCCGCCGCUGGUCUACAGUUCCGGAGAUAUGACGAAAAUAUGUACGAGGUGUAUAUUGUGCGAAACCCAAAAUUUGAAAGAGGAACAGCUGGCUUGAAACUCUUUCAUCAUCUAAGGAGAUCUUUUCUCGCCUGCCCGGGUAUCAGAGAUGCCAUUGUAGUCCCUGUCCAGAAGAUCGGCUUCGAUUAUUGCACCACGUGUGUUGCUCUCCUCGUGGAACUCGCUUCCACGGAGUUCCUAUAUGAUGAGCAAAAGAAGGACUUAAUUGAAAAACUCUGGCCUAAUGUUGCCAAGACGAAUAUUUAUUCUCGUACUGAUGCUUUUAAUUUUGAAGAAGAAUAUCUUGUUGGUGGGUCCACGAAAACCGUUGGCUAG
Molecule: messenger RNA, 510 nt
Organism: Sclerotinia borealis F-4128
Lineage: Eukaryota; Fungi; Ascomycota; Leotiomycetes; Helotiales; Sclerotiniaceae
Source: the annotation of a GenBank genome assembly